This is a messenger RNA of Amoebophrya sp. A25, 3597 nucleotides long. The record is from the annotation of a GenBank genome assembly. Lineage: Eukaryota; Dinophyceae; Syndiniales; Amoebophryaceae.
GAACAUCACGACAGCAGCUUUUUGCGCGUUUCCGCCUUGUGGUUUGGGGCCUCCUCUUAAUUCCUGACUUUGAGGACCACUCAAUAUCUGAUAUUCUUCUGUCCUCGACGUCAAUUUCUUCUACUACACAAGUUGAGACGUCAAGAAGUACAAGAAAGAGGGCAACAAACUACACGCCAACAACAUUUUUUGUGCAUGCAGCAGCAGCGCCAGGUGGACGUAUGGUUGUGCGCGCAUUAGCUGCACCAGGAUCGUUCGCUAGUACUGCGCGGACGCGUUCACGCAAAGGGUUUAAAGACCACCUUGAAGUACCAGAUCCGUCACCUAGUUCUGACAUUAAUACCUCGUCUAGCUCAUCAGCUCCAGCCUCUAGGGACUUAGCUGAACGAGAUGCAGGUCCAACGUCACCGCAUGUUGUACUAGAACAACUUAAAAAUGAGGCUUCGCCUAAUCCAUCUUCGGAAGCAUUCCCAAGAGGAUUUCCAAGCUUUCCUCUUCGCAGGAUUUCCAAGCUUCCCAUUGCAGUGCGAAGAUCCAGCACAGCUGCUUCCUCUUCAACUGGCGUCAUGUUAAGGCUGCGUUUUCCGUACGUUUUUCUUUUUAUUCGAUUUUUCUAGUAGUAACUUUCUAUUUACACCUGGAGAAACGAAUUCUGAGAAAUCGAAACGAAUUCCGAAGAACUCUAAUCCGCGCAGCUUUACCUCCCGAACAAGAGGGAUUUUUGGCUAUAAAUCGAACACCACACGACCUUGAGCAAGAUCCACGACUUCUAGAUGAAGUGCGGACUCUAGAAAAUCCCGAAGUAGCGCUGCUGGUAGAUGAGCAGGGGAGUCAGAUACGUCUUCAGGGAGAAGCAGAUACCCUCGAGGACAUUUUAUUUUUACGACAUGAUCAGCUACGUCUUCAGGGAGAAGCAGAUAGUUUCCAAUCCCAGGAUCAGGACAUAAACGUGCAGGGAGGAGACUUUUCAGCAGUAGAGCUAGUACAGAGAAGUGGUGACGAUGACGAUAUGAUGAAAGGAGAUGACAGGGCAGCUUGGUUGGAAGUGGAACUGGAUAGAGUAGUACCAAAAGUACAUGUUGAUGGUCAUAGUACUCGUUCUUUCCCGACUUCUAGGACGGGAGAUGAUUCUGCGAAAGUGUUGACAGAAAAGUCUGGUGAGGUUUCCCCUACAGUAGUGCCAAACUGCAAGAAGGCAAGGACCUCGUUGAUUCAUCCAACGUCUUCUUUUAUCACAGAUAUUCCAGCUUCUUCUACAUCACCUACGCCACUCCUGAUGCGAGCUCUUCAUCUAAGGGGACAACAAGAAAAAUCAGUUAGCAACUUUUACACUGUCCAUGAGGAACCGAUGACGACACCGGGACCACCCUAUAUUCCGACAACUACGUCAAUUAAGGGUAGGUUAAAGGUGCUUUUCUUACCGCUUUUUAUGCCUCUCUCCCUUAGGAUGAGAAAGGCACAAAAAGCGGGGUAAGCGAGCACCAAAAACCUACCUCUAAGUCAACACUUCUCGGAUCAACAGACUUCCUACACGAUCUUCCAGGACAGGAUCUUCAUAGAGGAGGAAUAGAUGGUGAAAAUUCAAGUGAAGGACCAUCUAGCCUAUUAUCUCUUCCUGGUUCUGAGGUACCACCAGAAAGUCGAAGGGCGGUUUUAAGAGGACCUGGAAGCAUUUUUGAACCUCCUCGUCAUGAUCCUUUUGCUUCAUCGCGUGCCUCUGGUGCUUCCUCUGCUCUUUCUACCACCGGGCCAACAGCGGCACUAGCUGCAUCAAGUUUGCAUACUAGAUCUCAUCCAGAACUACCGCCUAAGAGAAUUCCAGGAACUUCAACACAACAACUAAGAGGUGCUCCAGAACCUCAUUGGCGUGGCCCAGAUAGGCCACUUGAAGAUCCUUGGGGCCCACCGCGACGAGGACCAGAAGGUAGCAGUGGCAGUGGUACAAGAACUGGCGCUAGCAGAAGCAGUACAGAACAGCAACAAGAUCAUCACCAUCAGCCGACAGUACGACCGCCAAGAAGAGGAGUAGAAGAGGGUGCUUGGCUGAGGGAGUAUUAUGACAAUAUCGAUAAUCGUGAAAAUGCCAUUCUCAAAAGGAGACGCCUCACCUUAUCGAGUAUUGACACAGGCCGUGGGGCUGAGGACCAACAGCUUGAUGGUUAGGAUAAAAAAGAUCGUGAAAGUUUUGCUCUCCUUCGUAGGAAAAGGCUAGGAUUGUCGUGAUUAAGAUUCUUUAAGUGCAGUUUUGAUUAUAGAACCAUAAGUUACCUUCACCUUCUUAAUAGCCUAUCUCUAUGGAGAUUCAGACUGUUGUUUGCUUAAGUACUAAAAUAGUUGUACCACGAAUAUUUCUUCAUGGAACCAGAUUCCAUACAGCUACCUAUAUGGUCAAUACUCAUGUUCUUCAUGUUACAAUUUACUAGAAAAAUUGCGUUGAAUAUUUUCUUGUUCUUAGCUUUGCUCUACUACUAGCAUUGAUAUGCUCUCGUAUGAAGGUCAUCACUAGCAUUGUUUCAAAAGAAUCUUCUCUCUUUCUUGCGUGGCCUGUACAAUAUUUGUGCCAAGCAAACACAACCGAGCUAGUUUGUUUCAAUGGUUCUUGGGAGUCGGUCAGCCCAUGAUCAAGAACAGCAAAAAGACGUUUUUCACAACUAAUUGUAGGACUGUACUUUUCGUUCAGCUGUUGAUAUUGGACAGUUUUAUCCUGCUCAUUCACCUGCCAACAAUGACCUCACUUACUCCAGCCACUGUUGUAAUGAAGAUGAAAGUCAGAGGCACGAUGCGCCGCGUCAUUCGGUAGUCGUCGUAAUAUAGUCCAAAACUUGCUAUUGCUAUUGCUAGUGUCACCUCACACCAUUCGUGAGACGAACGAAGUUUUUCGUUUACGAGGGACUUCUAACUCUAUGUAGGUGAAAGCAUUCCUGAGACGAACGAAGUAUUUCGUUUACGAGGGGCUUCUAGGUGAAAGAGCAACUCUUACUACUAGAAGCAUCAGGUCAGAAGUAGAAGUAUAGGGUACCUAGUACAUGACGACACCCCUUAACUUUCUUAUUUCGUUUGGUUAGUGCAAGUAUGGAUCGCAUAUUCUUGGUCUACUUAUAAAGAUCCAUCUAGUUGUACUUGUUUUUGAUCUUAGUACUAGUUGCUUCGAACAAUAUUGUUGGUUCAAUUAUAUGUCUUUCGUCUUGAACAUGAUAAUGAUAAUGAUAGCGACGUUUUCUCUCAUCCACCACGACUAACGUUUAUUUGGCAAGGCAAAUCGUAGACGACUGACAUCACUAGUGCUAGCAUGUUGGGUACCGUGUGAAUUAUUCUAAACUUCUUCUAUUGCCUGGUCGGUGAUUAGGCUACAGAAUGGUCAGCUUCUAAAAUAAUUGUGUAGAAGAAAGUACCCGGAAGUUGAGUCCUUCCUUUGCUUUUAGUUUGAAGAAUUCAGUCACUUAAGUAUCUUCCAGCAAGCGAUUUCCAGAGACAAAUGAGGAUGUCAACCUCUGCAUAUAAACAAUAAAAACCGAUCAUUUAUUCAAGGAUCAUGAUCAUGUUUUUCUGAUCUUGUGACGAAGAUUUCUCCCGUGUACAUUAUUCUUUCGUUUGCUG